UUUUUUUAAAUAUAAUAGACUACAAGAUAAUACCAACAUGGUGCAAGAUUUUCAUGUAUUGAGAUGUUUUUCUUGUCAGAUAUUUCAAGUACAACAGGUUAAAAAGAGCAAAAAAUGGAGCUGCAAGAUGUGUGGAGAAAAACAGUCACUUAUUAAGGAAUAUGGCAGAGGAACUGGUGCAGACUGUAGACGCCAUGUGCAGAAGUUGAAUUUACUGCGUGGUGAACUUCUGGAGGUAGAAAAUGAAAAGACCUGGACACAGUGGGAGAAAGAGAAGGAGUGUGAAGCUGAAGAGGGUUUUGGUGGUGAUGCUCAAAGCUGUGAGAAACAGGGUGUCAGCCGCUGGAGUAAAUUUCUAGAUCAAAUGGACAGCAGACCAAGGGAUGACGAAGAUAACGAAGAGGAUGAGAAUGUUUGCACAGGCAGAGAGAGGUUUAGAAGUCGUCAUAAUAUAAGAAAGAGGAAGAAAAGCAUUACUUCAGGAGGUGCGGGAGGCCACUCCACAGUCUGUGAGGCUAUCACUGCUUGUCGGAGGCCCAAAGAACUACUAUUUGAGCCGCAGCAUGAUCGUUAUGCUCUUAGUGGAUACGACAGUGGAGCAAAUAUACAGCAGCCUUCUGCCAAGGUAACCACCAAGCAUCCCUCAGUGUCUGCCAGCAAUGUUUUUGCAGCUACAUCCUCUUUUAUGAGUUUGAGUGAAACUAACAUGGCGUCUGGAGGCUCCAAAUGGACUAGGUUCCUUACUACUGCAACUGUUGAAGAGGACAAGAGGGAGGAUGAUAAUUAUUCUCAAAUGAGUGCUAAGGCAGCUGAUGCUGAAGUACACCACUCCCUCUCUACUCUGAGUCCAGGCAAGCAUAUACAAGUUAUAGAUGGAAAUGCAGGCAACAUGGGUAGUGGAGACAGAGUUUGUGGAAGAUCUUUAUUGGAUAAGGAGCUUGGAUUAUGUAACAGGACUACCGAGCGUGCUUUUGAGAAACUGAGCCACUGUUUAACUGGGACUACUUCUAACCAGUCCAGCAGUCCUAUCUUUAAAUCAGAGCCUCUUCGCUCCAAGAAGCCUAUCUGUCUUCAGCCAGUACCUGUCAAAAGAACAAGUCCUGCCCUUUCUUUGAGAACAUUUUUCUAUACUGAUGAGGACUUUGAUGACACAUUUUAAUGUGUUACACUUUACAUUUUUCUUUGAAUAGUUGCUAAUAUUACAAACAAUAUUACCCAAUUGGGGCUACAGUGUUUUAAUAAUCAAUCAUCGAGAGGUGUUUUAAUAAUUUUGCUGAGGCAUUUUAUUUGACAGUCAGAGCACGAAACUUUGAAAAUAGAACAAAUGAUUCCUAUUCAUUCUAACAAAAAAACUCAUUUGAGAAAUAUUGUUGAAGUAAAUGGUGCCUUGAAACAGUGACUAUAAGAAAUUUGUUCAAUAGCCAUGUUUUUCUUAAUGUUGACCAAUUUGAAUUUUUUUUUGGUACCAUUUUUAUAAAACAUGAGAAGUUUAAUCAGUAGGUUAUGUAGUCAUUAUAUAAUUUGUUAAGGUUACAAGUUGUAUUUCAUUAAAGACAAGUGUUGAUAAAGAUUAUAAAUCACUGUUCUUUAAAA
Messenger RNA from Electrophorus electricus (electric eel), 1593 nucleotides. Lineage: Eukaryota; Metazoa; Chordata; Actinopteri; Gymnotiformes; Gymnotidae. The record is from RefSeq and is a predicted model, not a curated record.